Messenger RNA from Triplophysa rosa, 1959 nucleotides. RefSeq names its product high mobility group AT-hook 1b (gene hmga1b). The record is from RefSeq and is a predicted model, not a curated record. Gene Ontology annotation, biological process: regulation of DNA-templated transcription. Bases 312 to 605 code for a protein of 97 amino acids. Lineage: Eukaryota; Metazoa; Chordata; Actinopteri; Cypriniformes; Nemacheilidae. Gene Ontology annotation, molecular function: DNA binding; transcription coregulator activity. The transcript has 5 exons. Gene Ontology annotation, cellular component: nucleus; chromatin.
GCAGAAAUGAAGCACUCAGAGAUCCGCCUUCCUCCCCAUCAACCUGCGGCGCGUGCUGAUCCGCUAUUGGCCUUUUAUUCUACUGACACGGCUGCUAUUCUUGAAGGCGCUUUAAUCCGUGUAUCCGUCGGAAAGGACAGAGUUAAAUUGUUCUUUUUCUAACCGUGGACGUCGAUUUGCUUUGGAUUUCACUGCGCUUUAUUGGCGGAGCGUCGAUUGCGCUUUAAUUCAAUCGACAGGCAUUGCGCGCGCGGGAGGUGCGUCCACCGAAAACAUUAUUACCCUCGCCCGACUAAGUGCAUUGUGUAAACAUGAGUGAUUCAGAGAAACAAGCGGUCUCUCUCACAGAAAAGGACGGGAUUGAGAAAAGAGGACGAGGAAGACCAAGAAAACAUCCCAAGGUAUCAAGUGGCUCUCCAACUCCAAAGAGAUCAAGAGGGCGACCAAAAGGCAGCAAAAACAAAGGGCCUUCCAAGGGAGUAAGUAAAGCAUCUGCUUCUGCUGGAGACAAACCAAAGGGGAGGCCUAAGAAAGAGGAGAAAGAAAAGCAAGCUCCUCUGGAUUCAUCUGAAGAUGUGGAGGAAGAUGAUGAAGAGGAGCCGUAACUAACGAACCGCACAGCACUACCUCAUUCUCAACUAUCCGUCUGCUCUCCAACCCGUGAAGAACACAGAAUGUCAUUCACUCCCUUCUGCGACUCAACCGGACCGUGCAAAAUAACUUUCUGUUAUUCUGUCAGAUAUAGAAAGCAGGAUCAUAUAUGUUGAGUGUUUGCUAGUUUUGUUUUCUCUCUCUAAAUAUAAACAUAGAUCUAGUUUUUGAUUUGACUAUAUACAGUAUAUACAUAUAUAUAUAUAUUUAACGGAGGUGCUUUUCUACUUGCAGUUUAGUUUUGUAUUCUGCUGUCCAUGCGGCUAGUUUUAGAUGAAGUUAUCAUUUGACCAUGACAUCAUCAUCAUGGGCUUGAAUCGUUCUCUUACAGUAGUGUGCAUUCUUUUUAAACGUAGUUUAGCUUAUUGUGAGACAUUUCAUAGGACUGAAACCAGUGAACAUUUGUUCAUUUUAUUAUCAAAUAUAAGUUGCCACGUGUAGAUGUAGCGUUGAAGUAGCAUGUAACGUGUAAUUGUCUCUAAACCCCCCGGCAGUCAGAAUUACAGACCACAUUAUAGGUGCAUGCAUAUAUUUGUAGGCCACUUCAGAGGUUUCUGGAAGAAUUGUUCAAUUUUGAAGCCGUUCUGGACAGCGUCCAGUUUGCGCUUUGAAAACAGCGUCACAAAUCACAUCGCUGAGAAAUGUGCUGUGUGAGACAUUCCAUGAUAAAACAUCAGGCGUUUGAGAGCCAUAUAUUACUGUACUGAUGGAGAAUGUAACCAUUUUAGCACCAAACUUUAGGGUUUGUAGGAUAAAACAUGAUGGAAAAGGCAGAAAUUGUACACAUUCACUUUAUUCUUGGUCUUACACACUUAGUUUACAGUUUUACUCCUCACAGGACUGUUUACAUAACAACAGCUGUCAACUCAACCUUAUCCACACCAAAGUGCUUCUGGAAAACUGAAUGAAAUACUUUUAUUUCUGAUCAUCGACAGUUGCAGUAAGAGAUCCUGGAGAGAAGUCUUUAGGUGGGAAAUGAGAUUGUCCUCAAGUCUUUUUUACAAAUAGGAAGUGGAAACAAAACCUAUAACCAUAUGCAUUUUCUUUUGAAUACUUCAGGAUUGUGUUUAGUGCUUUCAAGUCCUCAUAACUUUGGAAUUGUGAAAUAUUCCCCUCAGGUAUUAAGGUGAAGACCAGACAGCACGUGCCCAAGAAAACACUGAUGCUUCAGUUGUAGAAGCACCUUUAUUCUGCUGUGAGUGUUCGUGUUGCAGUAGACGUUCUGUUAAUACAACAUUACAGUUCUAUACAGUAUGGAUUACAUUAACUAUUUAUUUCAAUGUGUAAUGUGUGCUAAUCUUAAUAAAA